Planococcus citri (citrus mealybug) is the source of this 12318-nucleotide messenger RNA. Its product is annotated as regulator of G-protein signaling 7-binding protein-like. The record is from RefSeq and is a predicted model, not a curated record. The transcript is spliced from 6 exons. Lineage: Eukaryota; Metazoa; Arthropoda; Insecta; Hemiptera; Pseudococcidae. Gene Ontology annotation, cellular component: neuron projection. Gene Ontology annotation, biological process: G protein-coupled receptor signaling pathway. Bases 1 to 858 code for a protein of 285 amino acids.
AUGUCCAAUACCCAGGCGACAAAUCCCAUUGGUACUCAGCGUGCGGCAGCUAAUAUGGAGGAAUCCUGCAAUGGAGUCUGGUGUAGAAACAGAACUGGAGGAGGAAAGCUAUCACUGUCGCUGUCGGUUACACCAUGUCGUUGUCGACGAGCUUCCAGAACCAGCCGCCGAAGUAGUUCAAUCGGAUGUCGUUCGCUUCUAGCUAGACGUAGCUCGGCCGGAUUAUGGUGGAUCACUUGCCAAGAUCCAGCUAAGUUAAUCUCGGAGAUAAACAGUCAAGUGGCGUUAUUUCGUGAUCUAUUAAUCCACAUCGGAACAGCCAAAGACUGCCCGGAAAUGAGGGAAAAAAUCAGGAAAUUGAGAAGAAAUUGCGUAGACGCUUGUAAACAUACCUGCCAAUUACUUUUACCGCAAAUUCGAAGCUCGCUAGCCGAAGGCAUUCCGAUGGACCAUCCGCAUUUGGUGUUCUUAUUUUUCAUGUGCCAAUUAUUUUUACGUGAGCUUGCAAAAUGUAGCCGACUCGUACAGCUGAUUCCAAUGGAUAUGUCCGGUUAUUUUGAAAAUCGUGCCGGGCCAUCCAACAUAGGCAAUGUGAUAAGCCAAAUUUUACUAUGUAAACAAAUUGCUCCUGAUUUCAAUCAAGAAGAAAUUUGCAGCAUAGCCAAAGAUUCCCAAGAGUUGACCAGAAUUAUACAAGAAAUACAAGAAUUUCUUCCGCAGCAAGACUUGAACGCUGAAAAAGGAUCGGCCCUAGUAUUGGAAGAAGGCGCCAGUAAAUGGACACGCAAAAAAAGACGAAACUCGAUAUACAAUAACGUCGGAUCAUUUUGCUGCUUCUGUCGACCAAACUAUCUGUGAUUUACGAGCAACUACAUACAUACGACUACGACUAUACGAGUGAUUCGACAUUUCCAUUCCACAUCCCAUCGCUACAUUAUACUUACGUUCUGUGCGACAAACGAAAAGCAAAACUACGUAUACACAAAACGCGAAGGUAGAACUUUACAUUUACAUACUUCAACUUUACUAUACUUAUUCGUAAACUUAUUCCGAUGAAGGGGAUAAAAACAAAAAAACAAAAACAAAAAACCAACGAAAAAAAGAAAAACGUAAAAAAGGGUACUUUUUAUAAAUCGUAUGUUUAAGUAUAACUUUUAGCCUACGUAGAUAUUUUACAAAUGUUAUAAGUACGUAAAUUCGUAGUGGUAACAGUUACUCUCGUUUACGUAAGUUAAUUUUAUUACGCUGUUUAUACUGUACCUAGAGCCAUUUACCUAUACCUACCUACAUACCUACCUACUGGUAUUGUACAGAUGCUUCGAAGAACUUUUCUUUCAAUGAAAUAUGAAGAUAUAAUUUUCAUCAAUCUGCAACUCUAAAACCAUGAUAAAGUAUUGAAUUUUCUCAAAAUUUAAUUUUUUCCAGUUUGAGACUUAUUAUGGAACGUAGGAGUCUCCUAUCGAAGAAACAAGUCGAAAUUCGAAAUUAAUUAGCGCCUUUAAAAAUCCAGAAAAUCAUAGGUCACUUGAAUUUUCGAAUUUUUUUUUGUACAUUUGAGAGUCGGUGUGGGUCUUUAAAGGCUCAAAUUCAUAGAAAAAAAUCGACAUUUGAAGAGUGAUAUUCCAAAACUCGCUUUGUCCAUUUUCACAACUUUUCAGGAGAGAGGAAAAACAGUUUCCCUUUAAACGGGUAAAUUGGCUUUUUAGGCGAGUUUAGCACUUUAUUUGGGUGGAUUUAUGAUGUAGGAGUGUAGGUAUACAUUUCAUCCACUAAAUACUGCUGAAAAAAAUUUCAAUAAAAGUGGACAAAGCGCGUUUUGGAACAUUAUUUUUUUUUAAAGUUUUAGUGAAUUGGCUAUUUAGGUGAGUUUAAAACCUCAUUUUGGUAGGUUGAUGAUGUAGGAAUGUGAGUUAAUACUUCAUCUACCAGGUACCACUGAAAACCCAACUUUGAUAAAAAUGGACAAAGCGAGUUUUGGAAUAUCACUCUUCAUUUGCUCUUCAAAAAAAUUUUUAAAAAUGAAAUUUUUCAAUUUUUUUUUAAUUUUAUGAGCUUAUUGUGAGGCUUUAUUGAAAACUCGUAUUCAAGAAAUAACUCGAAAUUCGAAAUCAGCGAUCGAAAAGAUUCAUUAAAACUCAGAUUUCUCAAAUAUUUCAUUUUUAUUUCGAAAUUCAGAAGCUCAGUGUGACUUCCAGUAGAUUAAAAUAAAAAAAUUGAGUUCAAAAACAUAAAAAAACGUGUAUUUGAAUUGGGUAUUUAUUCAUUUUUUGAAGUUUGGGAUUAUCGUGAUCAUCAGAAGACACAAAUAAAAAAAUUGAGUUGAAAUUUGAAAUCAGUACUUCUAAAAAGCCAUUAAAAAACAACCUCAAGGAGAAGAAAUUGAAUCUGAUCAGGCUUCAACUGAUCUAAUCUGAUUAAAACUCUCUGAUUUGAUUAGAAAUUGCCAUAUCUAAUUGGGCCAAAGAAUGUACGGAUCUGAUCAAAUCAAUCACGUAUGAUUAGAUCUGUUCAGAUCUGAUGAGGUCCAAUCGGAUCUCCUCUCUUUCAUCUGGUCAAAUCUGAACAUUAUGCUGAAUUCGAUCAAAACUUUCAUCUGACCAAGUCAAAGUCGAUUCAUGGAAUAUCCGGAUCUGAUGAGAUCUGAUCAGGUCUGAUCAAUCAGAUCUAUUCAUAUCUGGUCAGAUCCAAUCAAAUCUCCUCAAUUUCAGCUGGCCAAGUCUAAAAAUAAUAAAUCCGAUCAAAACUUGGAUCUGACGAGGUCAAAUUAAAUCCAUGAAACAUCCGGAUCUGAUCAGAUCUGAUGUGGUCUUAUCUGGUCUCAUCAAUCAGGAAUGAUCGGAUCUGUUCAAAUCUUCUCAAGUCCAAUCAAGUUUCCCUUAUUGGAUCUGAUCAGAAAAUCCGAUUAAAACCUCGAUCUGUCCAAGUGAAAUUGGAUCCAUGGAAUAUUCUGAUCUGAUCAGGAUCCGAUCUGGUCCGACAUGAUCUGAUAAAAUCUGUACUGAUGUGAUCAGAUCCAAUCAAAUUUCCCCAAUUUAAGCUGAUCAAGCCUAAAAAGAAUAAAUCUGAUCAAAUCUAGGAUCUGACGAGGUCAAAUUAAAUCCAUGGAACAUCCGGAUAUGAUCAGAUCUGGUCUGGUCUCAUCAAUCAGGUAUGAUCGGAUCUGUUCAAAUCUUCUCAAGUCCAAUCAAGUUUCCCUUAUUGGAUCUGAUCAGCUAAUCCGAUCGAAACCACGAUCUGACUAAGUGAAAUCGGAUCCAUGGAAUGUUCUGAUCUGAUCAGCAUCUGAUCUGGUCUGGCAUGAUCAGAUCCAAUCAAAUUUCCCCAAUUUCAGCUGAUCAAGUCUAAAAAUAAUAAAUCAGAUCAACACAUGGAUCUGACAAGGUCAAAUUUAAUCCAUAGAACAUCUGGACCUGAUCAGAAUUGAUCAGAUCUGAUCAGAUCUGAGCUGGUCUCAUCAAUCAGGUAUAAUCGGAUCUGUUCAAAUCUCAGAGUACAGUCAAGUUUCCCUUAUUGGAUCUGAUCAGCUAAUCCGAUCAAAACCUCGAUCUGACUAUAAGUGAAAUUGGAUCCAUAGAAUGUUCUGAUCUGAUCAGGAUCUGAUCUGGUCCGGCAUGAUCAGAUCCGAUCAAAUUUCCCCAAUUUCAGCUGAUCAAGUCUAAAAAUAAUAAAUCAGAUCAAAACAUGGAUCUGACAAGGUCAAAUUGAAUCCAUAGAACAUCUGAAUCUGAUCAGAUUUGAUUAGAUCUAAUCAGAUCUGAGCUGGUCUCAUCAAUCAGGUAUAAUCGGAUCGGUUCAAAUCAUCUCAAAGCCCAAUCAAGUUUCCCUUAUUGGAUCUGAUCAGCUAAUCCGAUCAAAACCUCGAUCUGACUAAGUGGAAUUGGAUCCAUGGAAUAUUCUGAUCUGAUCAGGAUCCGAUCUGGUCUGACAUGAUCUGAUAAAAUCUGUACAGAUAUGAUCAGAUCUAAUCAAAUUCCCCCAAUUUCAGCUGAUCAAGCCUAAGAAUAAAUCCUAUCAAAACUUGGAUCUGACGAGGUCAAAUUAAAUCCAUAGAACAUCCGGAUCUGAUCUAGUCUCUGGUCUUAUUUUUCAUGUAUGAUCGGAUAUGUUCAAAUCUUCUCAAGUCCAAUCAAGUUUCCCUAAUUGGAUCUGAUCAGCUAAUCCGAUCAAAACCUCGAUAUGAGUAAGUGAAAUUGGAUCCAUAGAAUGUUCUGAUCUGAUCGGAUCAUGUAUCUGAUCUGAUCGGAUCGUGUAUCUGAUCGGAUCUGAUCAUGUAUCUGAUCUGAUCUGAUCUGACAUGAUCUGAUAAAAUCUGUACUGAUGUGAUCAGAUCCAAUCAGGACGUCUUUAUCGGAUCUGACCCGGUAUGAAUAAAUCGAAUCCGAUCAGAACUUCGAUCUGACUAGGUAAAAUUAUUGGAUACAUGGAAUAUUCGAAUCUGAUCAGAUCUGACAUAGUCUGAGUCUGAUCAAUGAAGUCUGAUCAAAUCUCUUCAGAUGUGAUCAGAUCCAAUCAGGUUUCCCUAUUGGAUCUGAUCGAGUCUCAACAGAUCUUUUUUAAUCAAAUCGUUCUGAUGACCAGAACAAAUUGGAUCUAUGGAAUAUUCGAAUCUUAUCAGAUCUAGUCAGAUACAAUCAGGUCUCUCCUAUUGAAUCUGACCAAGUUUGGACAGUUCUAAUCUGAUCAAAAUUCUGAUCAAACCAAAUAAAAUUGAACCCAUUCGGAUUCUUCUUCUAAAUUUGGUAGUUUUUAUGGGAUUUAGUGGACUCAUAAUAAACAUCAAAAAAUGGAGUUGAAGUUUAAACUCUCCAAAAAUCCAGCAGCUCAGGGGCACUCGAUUUUCAUUGGAGGGGAGAGGGGGAUUGAUUUGUAAUCCUAAUGGUCGAACUUAUGAGACUUGUAUCGAAUAAAUGACUUGAAAUUUGAAAUUAAGCACUUCAAAAAAGUCAAUAACUCGUAGGUCACUCAAAUUCUUCAUUUUUUUUUUUUUUGAAAUUCAUGAUUGUACUUUUUGGAGCUUAGUGUGUUCGUAUCAAAACAUUGAGACAAAAUUCAAAGUCAGCGCUCCCAAAAACUUGGCCAAUUAUGAGUCUUCCAAAUUUUUCAAUUUUUUAAAGAUUUUUGAGCUUAGUCUAACUUUUGAGAGGUUCGUAUCAAAAGAAUAAUUUGAAAUCAAAACUUCCAAAACCCUGAUAACAAACCAUAAGUCACUCUUUGUCAUUUUUUUCCAAAUUUGCGGAUUCAUUGCGGAGGUCAGGGGGCCCAAAUCAAAAAAUUAAGUCAAAAUUCGAACUCAGUGUUGACAAAAUCAUAAUAAACGAUAUGCCACAUAUUUUCAUUUUUUUUUUCAAAAUUUUCCUUAAAAUUGGAAAGGGGGGGGGGCUUGACCUGAGAUUCUUGAACGAAACUCAGACAGAUCUAAAUACGAGUUUAAAAAAAUGUACAUUGGUACGAAAUUUUUUCCCAAAUUUUUAAUCGGUAACCCUCAGAUUUGUCCUUUGAUAAAAAUUCAGCAAUCCCAAAAAAAAAUUCAAAUACUCCAACUUCAACUGAAUUCAUUUUGCAGGUUUUUGCUUUGAAAUUGAUACGAAAAAAAUAGAAAAAUUGAUGCAUGGAGACCUUCACUUUUUACGAAGCUAGGGGGGAAGGGGGCCCGAAAUGGUUUGUGGUAGUUUCUAACCCUAUCCACCGACAGCGAACCCCAUAAAAAAAUUCCGAACAAAAUUGCAAGUCCUCAGGCCAAAAAAAAGUGUUUGUGAAAAAAUUACUCGAAAGAAGAAAAGAGGAAACUGAAAGGGAUGAAAAAUGCACGGAAAGGGAGGGUUGACAAGAGGGGGAAGCAAGGACCGUCACAGACUCUCAAAUGACCUCGUUAAAGUACGUUUUUACCGUCUAUAUUCAGAAUAUCGUAGGCUAAAAAACAAUAAUUCGUAUUUACGGCGAACUGAGUAGGCAAUUUAUUCUACAUCACUUGUUCGUAUUUACGGCGAACUGGGUAGGCAACUUAUUUCACAUCAUUUUUUUAUAAUGGGUUUCUAAUACUGUAACGAUAAAUUAAAUUAAAUUUCAUCGUUUUUUCCCUCAAUCUUUAAAUGAAAUUUAAUUAACAAUUUAAUUCAAUUUAAGCGAAAUUUAGAUGGAUGGAGAACGUGAGCAAAGCUUGUUUCCAAAUUCGAUAUGUUUUCUCACAGUAUAGGUAUAAUUUUGGCAGAAUAAAUAGGUAAUUUUGUAGUUUUUACUCGAUCAGUUGACCAGAAUAAUCGAUUAUGUACGAAUGGGAUUAUUGAAAUGCUCUCAAAAAUAGUCAAUUCGUCAAUUAACUCCUGUUCUACAUAAUCGCAGGUUUCGAUUACCCAUCAAUUUACAAUAUAUUUAUAGCUUCAUAUCGACACUUUUCGACUUGAAAAAUCCUUCAUCAGUAAUCAAAUUUCGAACCUUCUUAAAACGAAAUCUAUAAAAACUUGGCAUUGAACGUUUUUAUUACAAUUUCUAGCUAAAAUUCAUCGGCUCGAAAUUCGUUGAAAUAAAAGGCGGAUCUUGUUGAAAAAUUAAUUCCCAAAUAAAAAUGUCCUUUUUACAUUCUCUUACUCGUACUCGAAAUACCAGUACAGUUGUCGAGAAAUUCAAUAAGUACAAUAAUUAUUACAAACAAUAAAUUAUUCGGAUUUUAAUUACUUCCAGAACACUAAAGAUAAUUAAAUUCUGUAAGUGCCUAACCUUUUUGCGAAUAUAAAAUUCGAGUUAUAUCUCUCCUACAAGAUCCAUUAUCCAUUAAUUAAUAUCCUUUUUUAUUGCGACGAAUCGGCCAUGUUCCAUACACGUUCAAGUACAGUAUAAUUACAGUGUUUAUUACUCGUAUGUUAAGUAAGUCAAAUUUGAUUUUAUAUUACUGUACGCGCGUCUAGGCGUACGUGUAGGCAAUAUAUAGGUAUUGUAUUUACAUUAUAUAGUUAAAAAAGUGAUCGUUGUUAUCUUCCUUUCUUGUUUAGGAAUUAUUUUUACCUAUUGUUAAAGAAAACUUUAAAAUGUAUAAAUGGGUAUAGGUUACCUCGCCUUACCUACUUAUAUUCUCAAUUAGACGAGCUAACGAGGCUAUGAACGUGUUUAUUUUGUUUUUUGUUUGUUUUACGUCUUUUUUUUAUAAACGUAUUAAACUUGAUUAUUGUACUUAUAUACUAUACUGUAUGUAGAUUACGUAGUAUCUUUUCUCUUGUUCUUUUUUUCCCCUCUUUUAUUUCAAGUUUUUUUUUACAUAGAUUUCUUAAGUGUAUAUUAAUUGUACUUUUCUCCCCCUCAUAUAUAUAUUUUUUUGUUUACGUACCUAUCGAUAGGUAAAAGUACCUAAGUAGGUACUUUUUAGACAGUGAUGGACGUGUUCGCGAACGGUUUACAGUUUGCGGGAGAAUAAAUCGAACCUUUCCCCUAAUUUUUUUUUUGCCAAAAGUUUCUUUACACGUAUAAUACCUACUCGAGGUCUACAACACUUGGUUACCUAUACUAUGUACUUUUACAAGGUCCUAAAUCAAGGCGAGGUUUUCCAACAUUGUUUUUUCAACGAAGUAAAGAACGAAAUUGGUAAUAAAAGUUAUUCAAGUGGAACGAAUGGCCAAAAAAAAAACCUAAAGCGCCCAUCACUGGUGCUAUAGAUAGGCGAGUAAGCAUUAGGUAUAGGUAUUAGGUAUACGAAUCAGUUUAAUGCACGAAAAGAAUAGUGCACAUUGAUUUACAAUAGUACAAUAGGAAUAAUGUAGUUUGUAUAAUUUCAAAAAGAGUAUAAUGCGUUGCAUACAUUGAAAUAUUGCCCAUUUUUGGGAAGCUCAUUUACCUAUAGAUAAGUCUUAUGUAGAUAAUUCCGAUAGGAAUUAGAUCGAAGAAAAAUUAUUAUAAGGAGUGAGGGGCAAACCAUGAAUUUUUAAAACUAAAUUGAAAAAAAAAUUCAACUGUUGGUAAUAAUUUUUUCAACUUGAAAGUCAAUUUUGUUUACCUAAAAAGAGAGAAUUGUCUAAUUGCUUUCCUGGUCCAGUCUUUAAAAACAAUACUAACCACUGCGUUUGCCUGCAGGCCUGCACUCUCACUCUUUUCUUAAUUUCAAUGGCUAAUAAGUGCCUAGCGAAGCAGUAGUGGCAGCGAGAGCUGAAAAAGUACUCGUUAGAAAAUUUAUAUAAAUAGUUGAGGUGACAUGUCAAUUAUGUUAGUGACCUAUUCGAUGUAAAUUAUUGGUUGAGGUAUAAUUUUUAGUGGAAACGGUGCAAUUGAAUUUGUUUAAUUUAUGAGUAUAGGGCGGAGGAGCACAGCUUUCUAAGGUCAAAAAGCUUUAAUUUGAUUACUCAGCAAGGGGGGGAUUGAAUCUGAUCAGAUCAAGAAAUUGAUCGUAAUUCGUGUCUGAGCAGAUUUGAUUUGGUAUCCGCUUAUCUGAACAAAAAAAUUAUUGGAAUGGAAACUUACCUUGAAGAAAUUCAAAAGAUCUGAUCAAACGGUUAUUUAAACCUUUUGAUCGCAUCUAAAGUCUGAACUGAUCUGAUCACUUUCUUUUGGGUAGAUAUUGUGGUUUUAGAUGUGCAUUUGAAAAAAAAAAACUGUAUCUGAUCAGAUCCAAACAGAUCUAACACUUGGCUAACUUGGCUGAUUAAAUCUGGUCAGAUUGAACCAGAUCCAGGGAAUACCUACUCAGAUCUGGUCUGUUCUGAUCAGAAAAUAUCAUCACUUUCUACUGGGUGCUCAGAUAAGCAAGCACAUGCUCGAGAAAAAUGAUUGAAUCAGAUCGAUAUCUGGUCAGGUUUCAGUUGAUCUGAUCAAUCGCAUCCAAUUGGAUCUGAUCACGAUGAAUGUGUGGAUCUGAUCUGAUCCGAUCAUAUUGUGAUUUGAUAUAAUCCAACAAAUCUAAUAAGAUUUGAUCAAAUUAGUCAACUGUGACCUGAUCACACUUAAUCAGAUCUGAUCACAUUUUCUCAUCUGAUCGGGUCUGAACAGAUCCGAUGAUGUCAGAACUUUCUUAUCUGAUUACAAUUAAUCAGAUCAGAUCAGACCCGAUGGAUUGUGCGGAUCUGAUCUGAUCUGAUCUGAUUAUCAUAUUUGGUGGAGAUUAUAUCAAACUGGUCAAACGUGAUCUGCUCAGAUCAGCUCAGAUAUGAUCAGAUCACAUUUUUUUAUAAUAUUGGAUUAGAACAGAUCUGUAAUCCAAUCACAACUCUCUUAUUUCAUUAAAUCUGAUCACAUCAAAUUGGAUCGAAUGAACGUAUUGAUGUUGAUCUGAUCUGAUCAUAUUCUGAUCUGAUCUGACCAUAGUCUGAUCUGAUCUGAUCUGAUCUGAUCAUAAUCUGAUCGUAGUCUGAUCUGAUCUGAUCAAAUUCUGAUCUGAUCUGAUCAAAUUCUGAUCUUAUCCGAUCAUAGUCUGGUCUGAUCUGAUCACAUUCUGAUCUGAUCAUAUUCUGAACUGAUCUGAUCAUAUUCUGAUCCGAUCUGACCAUAGUCUGAUCCGAUCUGACCAUAGUCUAAUCCGAUCUGACCAUAGUCUGAUCCUAUCUGACCAUAGUCUGAUCCGAUCUGACCAUAGUCUGAUCCGAUCUGACCAUAGUCUGAUCCGAUCUGACCAUAGUCUGAUCUGAUCUGAUCAUAUUCUGAUCUGAUCUGAUCAUAGUCUGGUCUGAUCUGAUCUGAUCAUAUUCUGAUCAGAUGUAAUCCAACAAAUCUAAUCAAAUUUAUCAAAUUGGUAGAAUGAGAAUGUGAGCUGGUCAGAUUUAAUCAGAUAUGAUCACAUUUCAUCAUCAGAUUAGGCCUGAAGAAAUCUAAUCCAAUGAACAUACAAAGCUGAUCUGAUCUGAUCUGUUAUUACCAUAUCUUAUCUGAUGUAAUGCGAUGUGAUCUGAUCUGUUCUGAUCCUAUCUGAUGUAAUAUGAUCUGAUAAUAUAUAAUCUGAUUUGAUGCGAUUUCAUCUGAUCUGUUCUGAUCUGAUCUUAUCUGAUGUAAUCUGAUCUGAUCUGAUCUGAUCUGAUCUGAUCAUAUUAUGAUUAAAAAUAAUCCAACAAAUCUAAACCGAUUUUUCAAAUUGGUUGAAUAUGAGCUGAUCAAAUGUAAUCAGAUUUGAUCACAUUUCAUCAUCUGAUCAGGCCGGAACAAAUCUAAUCCAAUGAACAAGUGGAUCUGAUCUUACCUGGUCGGUCAUGUUCUGAUCUUAUCAUAUCUUAUCUGAUGCAAUCCGAUCUGAUCCAUUCUAAUUUGAUCUGAUUUGAUCUGUUCUGUUCUGAUCUUAUCUAAUGUAAGAUGUAAUAUGAGCUGAUCUGAUGCGAUCUGAUCUGAUCAGUCUGAUGCAAUAUUAUAUAAUCUGAUGUACCUAACUGAUGUGAUCUGUUCUGAUAUUAUUCGAUGUAGUAAGAUCUGAUGAUAUAUAAUCUGAUCUGAUCUGAUGCGAUCUGAACUGAUCUGAUGCGAUCUGAUCUGAUCUGAUCUUAUCUUAUCUGAUGUAAUCUGAUCUGAUAUUAUAUAAUCUGAUCUGAUGCGAUAUGAUCUGGUCUGAUGCAAUAUUAUAUAAUCUAAUCUGAUCUGAUGCAAUAUUAUAUUAUCCGAUGUAGGUACCUAAUCUGAUGUGAUCUGUUCUGAUCUUAUCUGAUGUAAUAUGAUCUGAUAAUAUACAAUCUUAUCUGAGGCAAUUUGAUCUGAUUUGAUGCGAUCUGAUGUGACCUGAUGUGAUCUGAUCUUAUCUUAUCAGAUGUUAUCUGAUCUGAUAUUAUAUAAUCUGACCUGAUGCGAUAUGAUCUGGUCUGAUUUGAUCUGAUAUGAUGGAUCUGAUUUGAUCUGAUCUGAUCUGUUCUGGUUCGAUUUAAUCUGAUCUGAUGCGAUCAGGUCUGAUUUGUUCUGAUCUGAUCUAAUUUGAUCUGAUCUAAUUUGAUCUGAUCUGAUAUGAUCUAUCUGAUCUGAUUUGCUCUAAUCUGAUCUGAUUUGCUCUAAUCUGAUGUGAUCUGAUCUAGUCUGAUCAUAUUCUGAUCGCCAAUUCAAGGAAGCCGAGAGGGGGAGUCUGAAUUUAAUCAGGGAUAGGUAGACAAAAAAGCUAUAAAAUGAAAUCAUAUUUUCAGUUUAGAAAACUGUACUUAAUUCUAGUCUUAUUUUAAUCACCACCUUACGUGUCAAAAAUUUCUGAACAACAGGUAAAGCUGGAUAGGUUGAUUGUAACUCAAAAAUCAUUUUUCAGUAAAAAAAUCUAAUUUUAGAUGGGGCACUUCUGGCCAAUAUUGUAGGUCUCAAAGUUCAUUUUUUGGAGUUUUGGGCUAUGUUUGAAAAUCAAGGGUCCAAAGGGCCAAAAAACUGAAAAAUCCAAAUUUUACCCAAUUCAGCCAGAAUACUGAAAAUUUAGUGGUAGUCUAUUUUUGACCUGGAAAAUUGAUUGGAAACAGUUUCGAGCCAUUUUGAGGAGCUUAGGUCGAGCCUCUAAAAAAUUUUUAAAAUCAAAAUUUCUACAAAAUUUUACCUACCCAAUUAAAUUUGAAAUUUAGUUUAUGCUUUAUUUUCGACAUUUUGAGAUGACUGGAGGGGCAUCUGUGCGUGCCAAAAUUCAUUUAAACAACGUUUGAGGCAUUCUUUUUUCAAAAACUGAAAUUUCCAAAAUUCCUCUGGAAGCUCCCGAAGAAAAAGAUAACGGUUUCAUUUCAAUUUUUUCUGGGCUGAAUGGCGAAAUACUUUUUUCUAUCACAUACAAUUUUACUAUAGAGUUUAUUCAUUCUAGAAAACAUUUCAAGUUCUGUCUCUACUGUUUGGGAUUAGAAUUCAAAACUUUUUUUUUGCAGCUGUCAGUGAACUAAUAAUUAUUUAAGUGCAUACUUACUUGCCCCAUAAAAAUUGAGUGCUCACCCAAGUUUAGAACUCGGGGUUUCGAAUGCGUUUCUACGUAUUGCAAUUAUACACGUAGAUAAAAUGUAUUAUUACUUAUACGUGUGCCAGAAAUUACUUCUACGUACUCACUUUAGGAGUGUAGGUUACUCGAGUCAAUACUUUCGCAUUGCAUAGUUGAAAUUACCUAAUUUGUAAGCUGCUGUACGCAUUAGACGAGUAUGCAUUAUAUAGGUACAUACUUGUAGCUCACAUAAGUACAAGUGUAAGUUACUUGUAUGUUUUGUUUUGUUGUUUUGUUAUGUUAUGUUACGUUAUGUUAUGUUGUAUUGUGUUAUGUUGAAAAUCUCAGCGUGUACAGGGACCAAAAAACGACAUCUGACACCAAUUUAAAUAUGCAAUUACGUUUUUCUUAUAUUCUUGUUUCGUUUAUUCAUUUGUAUACAUACAAUAAUAUUCGUAUAAGUAAAAAUAAAAAUUUAAAACAUGAAAAAUGAUCAA